Molecule: messenger RNA, 1560 nt
Organism: Actinia tenebrosa (Australian red waratah sea anemone)
Lineage: Eukaryota; Metazoa; Cnidaria; Anthozoa; Actiniaria; Actiniidae
Product: transcription factor AP-4-like
Biological process (GO): regulation of transcription by RNA polymerase II
Cellular component (GO): nucleus
Molecular function (GO): protein dimerization activity; RNA polymerase II cis-regulatory region sequence-specific DNA binding; DNA-binding transcription factor activity, RNA polymerase II-specific
Source: RefSeq, a predicted model, not a curated record
GAAAGMCAGCUGGUUCCCGCCGAUUUAGACCUAGAUGUGAGCUGUGCAAAUCUUAGUUUCGUUUUUUUGCAGAGAAAACUAAGAAAUCAUACGAAAAAUACCCAUAGAAUACACAAAUAAUCGUCGGGAGAAAGACUUGAAGGACUGGAUCAAGCGAUCACUUUCUUAUUGAGAGAAGACAUGACAUCGUACCAACUUGCCGGUGGAACGGCAUCGCAGGACGAUACAUUUGAGGACCCUGCAAAUAAUAUUGACUGUAGCACAAGUCCUGAAUCGGAUCGAGAUCGCGAAAGACGACUUAGGCGGGAAAUAGCUAACUCGAACGAGAGGCGAAGGAUGCAGAGCAUAAAUUCAGGCUUUCAGGCCCUCAGAAUGUUAAUUCCCAAUGCAGAGGGAGAAAAACUUAGCAAGGCAGCAAUUCUGCAGCAAACCUCAGAAUAUAUAUUCUCUCUUGAGCAAGACAAAACACGCCUUUUGCAGCAAAAUACAACCCUAAAGCGAAUUCUUAGCCACUGUGAGCGAAAAGGGCAGACCAAAAGCGAAGAUAGUCGUCUUCCGUGUAAGCGAUUGAGGAGGGCAUCAGACACUGAAAACACAGACCAAGCACGUGCUAUUCCUAAUAACACUAUUAAAUCCAGCACUAAGGACGAAAAUGAUAACAACAUUACGGAAGACAGUUUGUUAGAAGAUUUACAAAAAGAGCUCAUUGAUUUGAGAUGCCAGCUGGAGAAGGAACGCCGAUUACGUAUUUCAUUAGAGGAACAGAAACAGAAAUUUGAGGCCGAUUUGAACGAGCUUAAAUCCAAAUCGCACCACAACUCAAACAAGGCACUUGCCGCAACACGACAGAACUUAGAUACAAUAGUCCAAGCAAUCAAACAUCUCGAAGGAGAUGGGUUAGAAUGCGAUGAAACACCCAUAAAAUUCAAAUCCGAUGUGCUAGGUAACAAUUCGGAGUUCACCUCACGGCGUUUGAUUGUAUGAUAAUGGUUUGAGAGAACGAAAACACAGCUGAUGUGUUAUAGUAGGUUCAAGGCGAACCAAUGAAAUUUACCUACAUCAAGGAGUACAUUUCUCUCGAACAUGUGUGUCUCGAUUUAUAAAGAAUGAUUUUUAGUACUGUGACUUUGUAAAUGAUCUUUUAACUAUUUUGUAGUGGAUUUUAGUAUUUAUGACUCAUAACUAAGAAAGUUUGUUUAUGAAUUUAAUAUUACGAAAUGGGGCAACAACAGCCCGGCUUAUCGAUAGAGUACUGAUCCGCAUGAAAGAUUUUCUAUUAACUCACAUUGUAUUUAUCAACUUUUAUACUUCACUCGAUUUUCCACCAAUAUAUAGAAUGUAGUAGGUUUUGAAAUCUUAAAAUAUAUUUAGUAAAAAGACAGUGGAAGCAGGGCUUUAGCUGUCCAACCAUUUUAAAGCAAAAAUAGCAGAUGAAAGUUCAGAUGUUUACGAAGACCCAAUUGAUUCAUUGAGGAUCAGCUGAUCGUAUAUGGUUAUUCUUAAAAGUGUUGUAAACAUGAGGUACAGCGUUGUUAUGAAUAAAUAUUAUAUUCUGGAUAA